Molecule: messenger RNA, 830 nt
Organism: Nerophis ophidion (straightnose pipefish)
Lineage: Eukaryota; Metazoa; Chordata; Actinopteri; Syngnathiformes; Syngnathidae
Gene: ap1s3a
Product: adaptor related protein complex 1 subunit sigma 3a
Exons: 5
Coding region: 133-600 (155 amino acids)
Biological process (GO): intracellular protein transport; vesicle-mediated transport
Cellular component (GO): intracellular membrane-bounded organelle; AP-1 adaptor complex; membrane coat
Molecular function (GO): clathrin-cargo adaptor activity
Source: RefSeq, a predicted model, not a curated record
GGGUUGCAAAGGUGUGACCGCACAUUGUGGACUGCAUCAGACAAGGAGGACUGAGAUUUAAAGGACCUUAUUUUUUUCCUUUUGACCACUGCAGGAUUUAAGUUCCAUGAUUGAGAGACAAUCUGAGACAACAUGAUACGCUUCUUGUUGCUGUUUAGCAAGCAGGGAAGGCUGCGCCUGCAGAAGUGGUUCACGCCUCUGACGGACCGGGAAAAGAAGAAGGUUAUCAGGGACAUGAUGGCGAUUGUGUUGGCCCGUCUACCACGUUCAUGCAACUUCCUCCAAUGGAGGGACCUCAAGAUUGUCUACAAAAGAUAUGCCAGCCUUUAUUUCUGUGCUGGUCUAGAAGAACAAGAUAAUGAGCUGCUGAGCCUGGAAGUUCUACACAGAUAUGUCGAGCUGCUGGAUAAAUACUUUGGCAACGUAUGUGAGCUGGACAUUAUUUUCAACUUUGAAAAGGCCUAUUACAUCCUGGACGAGUUCCUGAUGGGAGGAGAAGUGUUAGAAACCUCCAGAGUGGCUGUGGGUGUCUCGCUGGAGGAGGCCGACGCGCUUCAGGAGCAGACAAUGGAGGAAUACAUGAGCAGACCAUCUUACUGAGGCCGAAGAAGAGGGAAGUCUCCCAGGACAUGAAUCAAAACGGGCCUCACGGUACCAUCACCUAUAUUACUGAUGUAAAUCAGUGGUGCCCGCUUGAGUCGAUGUCGACAUACAUGCUCGACCCGAAUCGGCGACAUACAAAGUGUUUGAAAAAAAAAAAGGUACUUACUGUUCAGUGUAAAUUAAGCUUCAAAAUAAAAGCAUGCCAGUCAACCUGGAUUGUACCACAG